AUGACGUCGGACCCCACGCUUCCCCUCAACCUGAAGCCAGGGGAGAAGGACCCUCAAAUCCAACAACAUAUCAACUGGGAGUACUUGGCUCUCUCGGCACGCGCACGAUAUUUGAACCAUAUCAUUUUCUGCCUUGAGGGCUUCAGCAUUACCAUGAGCCAAGGCCGCGAUGUGCCUAGGGAGUUAGAGGGCAGCGACAGCCCCCAGGCACCACCCCGAGAAAGAAACGAGCCAGCCGAGCCCUGGAACCAAAGACCCCAGAAUAUCCAAUGGAAGCCCGCGUCGCGGAGUACCGAAGAGACACUAGCUGAAGGACUCUCCAACGAGGAUCUAUGGAUGCUGAUCCGGCGAUUUAACAAGCAAAUAUACCAUGUGAAAGCCGUCCAUGACGCGACCAGUCAAACUCUCGAUUUGAAUCGAGCAAAGGACGAGCAGUUUCCACCUGAGAAGCUGCGCAUGACGAUUGAGCGAUUCUACACGUCUGUUAUUGUGGGUCUGACGGAGCUCUUUCGACAUGUUGGGCGACUGCGAUCGUGGAAAGACCCGGCUCGGACGUCGACUUUUACUAUUGUCUACUUUGCUUCAUGGCACUUGAACCUACUCAUCCCUACGAUGUUGAGCGUCUUGAUAGCGUUAAUAAUGUUUCCACCCAUCCGACCGAUUCUGUUUCCUGUUGCUCUAGCAAUCAAGGACCUAGAGACAUUCAAUGGUAAAGCAUCCAACAUUGGACAGCCUGAAUCCCAGGAUAGUCUUACUGGAGCACCGGAAACCCACAAAGGCGAGGCGGCCGAACAGGAGGCCAAGAACAUGAUUGACAGUGUCGCGACCAUUGCUGUGGAAAGUGCUGCAGGGAGGUAUGGUCAAGCUGUACCUGAAGAUUUGGAUGAAGUGCCCACGGCGUCUGAAGCAAUUGACUUAGGGAAACUGUCCGAAAACGCAAAAGCUGGUGACUCGUCUGAAGAUGAGACGAAAAAGCCAGUAAAGAAUAAAGUGUCGCGCGGAACUGAUAAAGCUAUGCGUGUCAUCAGUGAUAUCACAGACAUAUACGAAAAAUUUGCAAAUCUUCUUUCGCCCACUCCACCAUUUUUUCUAGUCACAUCACGCUUGCGUAUAUCAGGCAUCUUGAGCUUUAUUUGCUUGACACUCCCUUUUACGUCGAGCUAUUGGAUUAACAAGGCUAUUGGAUUUACCAUCGGGAUCGGUUUCUUUGGCGACCCACUCUUCGCAUACGGAGCAGAUCUAUUGACUCAGAAAAUUCCAGACUGGAAAAGCCAUCUGGACAUCCAAAAGACACUGUUGGAGGGUGUCCCCACGAAUGCGCAGCUCACACUGACCCUAUUCCGAAUCGGGGAGAUCAAUUCGUCUCCAUUACCACCACCGCCGAAUUCUGGAGACAAUGAACCAUCGUGGCCUAUACCCCGCAAGAAGUCCAAAGCCACUGUUUCCACCCAAGCUAGCGAGCGAGACCUUUCACUUAACGCCCCAACACAGAAUAUCCAUGAACCUCUUCCGGAAGUUAAGCCAAAGCGAAGAUGGGUGUUCAAGGUACUUAGAUUUGUGCGUCGCACCAUCGCAACGGCAAUUCGCGGCCACAUCGCAUUUGACCGCGCUAUGGCGAUUGCAGGCUCAGCCCAUACAAAGCACCUGAUCGGAAUGCUACAAAAGAGAGGUCUUGUCUCGACGCCAUUCGGACCUCUCAAGUUCGAUGCAAAGUUCGAAAAGAAGAGAGGCGCAGCAGUGAUUGACUCAACAAAGGAGCCACCAAUCCUAUACUUCACGACUUACCAGUCAGCCGGACUUGAUGAUUUACGCGUUGAAAGUCGCAAGAAAAAUUCUGUUCUGUUCCAGAUUCCUGUUACCGACAUCCAGGAGUUGAAGAAGACCGAGGGGCUGGGAUGGAAGGGAAAAUUGAUUGUGGAGUUGACGGCCGGCAGUAAAGAGGCAGCCGAUGGACUGGUGAUCGUUGGGAAAGAGGAAGGGCAGACGUUCCACCUCACCGGGAUGAGAUCGCGGAACCAGUUGUUCAACCGGCUAAUUGCUAUUGAUGCGCAGUUUUGGGAGAGUCGAUGA
Messenger RNA from Penicillium canariense, 2070 nucleotides. RefSeq lists its product as uncharacterized. The transcript has 5 exons. The record is from RefSeq and is a predicted model, not a curated record. Lineage: Eukaryota; Fungi; Ascomycota; Eurotiomycetes; Eurotiales; Aspergillaceae. The coding region runs from base 1 to 2070 and encodes 689 amino acids.